Molecule: messenger RNA, 318 nt
Organism: Penicillium verrucosum
Lineage: Eukaryota; Fungi; Ascomycota; Eurotiomycetes; Eurotiales; Aspergillaceae
Exons: 2
Source: RefSeq, a predicted model, not a curated record
CACAGCGAACGCUCCUGGACUUAUAUCACAUUCGUGACUUUUUGUUUGAGAGUUGUGACAGGACUGUCCAACCUCAAUCAACCAUCCUCUUCGAUCAACCAUCUCGAUCAUCCAUCCACCUCGAUCAUCCAUCCACCUCGAUCAUCCACCUCAAUCAUCCAAUUCAACCAUAACCAGUCUGAUCGUGGCGGGCUCCGGCUUCAGGACAAUCGGCAGACUGGUUACAACUACCUCGAUCAUCCGCCUCGAUCAACUAUCUACCUCGAUCAUCCAUCCACCGCUUCGACCAUCCACCUCAAUCAUCCAAUUCAACCAUAA